AUGGCAAGAAAGUUCGAAUGUGUCAAAGAUAUCAAUGAUGGAAAAGAUCUUUGGAAGAUUUCAGUGAAGGUCAAAGAAAAAUGGAGUAACUCGAAGGAUGGAAAACAGUCCAUUGAGUUGCUGGUUUUUGAUGAUAAGGGAGAUGACAUUUCAGUUUUCAUUCCUCAUGAGGUUAUUCAAAAUAAUGAACAACUAAAUGAUUUAAGUGUGAACAACACUUACACUAUGCAAAAUUUUCAAGUCUCAAAGAAUGAUGACCUUUACAAAGCCUCACAUCAUGUUUACAAGCUGAGGUUCAAUGGUGGAACUAUAGUUAAAGAUGUGAAUGUUCAUAAAAUUGGUGAACCAGUCACAAACAUUAAACCUUUCACUGAGAUUGCCAACCUUGACUUUCAUGAAGAUCUAUUAUAUGAUGUUAUUGGACUGGUGGAUCAAGUUGGUUAUUCACAACCUACUCAUGGAAAUAGGAAAGUUCAAGUUAACCUUACUCUUCGAGACCUUGGGAACACUCCAAUUGCUUGCACUUUAUGGCAAAACUAUGCACUUAAGUUCUUCAAUGUUCAGAAAGAAGUUAAGGGUGAUCCAAUUAUCGUUUUCAUGAAAUAUGCUAAAAUCAAAAAAGAAGGAAAAUGGCCAUUGACAAUUUCAAAUACAUGGAACACAACAAAGCUUUUCAUCAAUGAAGAAGUUCCAGAGAUUAUUGACUUCAAGAAAAGGUUACUUGCUGGGAUUGAAAAUGGUACUGUUGAUCGUUUUGCUGAAACUCCGACACAAAUGAUGAGCCAAUCGUAUGGAAGUUCCCAGUACACACCGCAACAAACAUUCAUGAACAAUGCAGAUCUGAUUACACUGACAAAAAUAGUGCAACUACCACAGGAAACCAAAUGUGUGACAAUUGUCAAGACAAUUAAGAUCAAGCCUACAAAGUAUGGAUGGUACUAUAUGACUUGCUUCAAAUGCCCUAAACAAUGCUUUGGUGCUGCUCCUCCUUUUAUAUGUGGAGAUGGUCAUGAAACUGAAGCAGAAAUUCUGAGGUACAAGCUGGAUGUUGAGGUUGGUGAUGGAGAUGUUAAGGCAACUUUUGUUUUCUGGGACCGCGAGUGUGAGCAAUUGAUUGGCAAGAGUGCGACUGUUUUACGUGCUCAAAUGUUGCAGGAUGGAAUAACGGAUCCUCUGGAUUAUCCUGAGGAAAUUGAUCUAAUUACUGGGAAAAAAAUUGCUGUCAAAGUUAAGUGGCAACCCAAGUGGAAAACUGGAUCAGUCAUUCAAAUCAACCAAGGAGAUGACUUUAUCAAUGAAAUUGCUGCGAUGUUCUCACCUGCUGAUGCUCCACAAGGACAGAUACAAGAUGAUAAAUCUACAUUAUUAAUUGAGGACAAUAGUACUGCUGAAUCUAUAGCCCAAAAGAAAGAUGAGGUUGAGCCUACUGAUACUGAUGCAGAUGUUGCCGAUGGUGAUGAAAUUGUUAUACCGACUUUUUCUCUGUCUGCUUCUGAUGAAAUUGAUCCUGAUAUAUUGGGAAUGAAGACACCAUCAAAGAGGUCAGGGAACGACCUUAUGUCUACUUCCCAGAAUGCUGAACUUGAGGAUGUCAUUGGAGAAAAACAGUCAUCCACAAAGAUGUUGAAAGUUGGAGGAAAGGCAUCAGGCAGAAAGGGACUCAAGGUUCCAAAAAAGGAGUGAAUCAAUGGAAUGUAUAAUGGAUAGCUUAAGUAUUUAGUUUAGGUAUUAUGCUGAACAAAACUUUAAAGUUGUAGCUACUUAAUUCAUUUGUUGAUGUUUUGUCUUAUACCAACACUACAUGUGUUGUGUAUUAUAUUAUGCUUUAGGUACCUAUGUUUUGUUGAUGUGUUGGCCGUGAACUUAAACACAUUAUGCCUACUUGGUUGUAAUAUAAUUAUAUCAGUUAUUGCUCCCUUUA
Trifolium pratense (red clover) is the source of this 1921-nucleotide messenger RNA. RefSeq lists its product as uncharacterized. The transcript has 13 exons. The coding region runs from base 1 to 1683 and encodes 560 amino acids. Gene Ontology annotation, biological process: DNA replication; DNA recombination; DNA repair. Gene Ontology annotation, molecular function: DNA binding. Gene Ontology annotation, cellular component: nucleus. The record is from RefSeq and is a predicted model, not a curated record. NCBI's taxonomy places the organism in Eukaryota, Viridiplantae, Streptophyta, Magnoliopsida, Fabales, Fabaceae.